AUGCAGACUAGAAGACAUGAUUAUGCAGCGAAUCCGAGAUCUCCACCAAAACGAAGAAAGCGAACUCCACGGAACAAACAAACUCUACCUGAACUAGCUACUUCGAGUAAUCUUCUGCCAUCCUACGAUUUAUCCUUACUACCUCCGCUUCCCCCAUCUCCACUCAACCUUAAUCUUUCAAUACUUCCUCCUUUACUUGAUUCACCGACUGAUCAGAUUGAGUUAACUUCGACGCUUCUUCCUGAAUCAUCACAAACCCAUUCCCACAUUCCAUUACCUCCAUCUGAUUGUAUUCAAUCUUGUGAAUCAAAUACACAAGACGAAUUUGCUUUAAGUAUACCUUCUACGUUUACGCCCGAAUCGGAGAUCGCAGACAGUCUCUCACGGUUAACUCUUACCGAUAAUCCUACGAAACCCUACUACACCGUUACUAGACAACUUACACAGCCCUCUCCACUAUCUACGCUACCUUUUGAAAACCCUACGGAAUUAUACAACCCCAACCCGAUUAUUUUCCCUGCACGUUACUUCAUAUCAAACAUGUCUACCGAGCAGAAACAAACAUCAACGACCUUACCUCACGAUCAGAGCUCGAUCACUGCGCAAGACAUCACAGAGGCGAAAGAAAACCUGGGUGAUGAGAUUAAAUUCGAAUCACUCACCACGAACGGUUCUAACUUCAUUGAGUGGAAGAAGAACACCGCACGAGCAAUAAAAGCAUUACUCGGAAUCAAAAACUACUGGGAGGAAAGAUUACCAGUCUUGACUUACAUUGAUCGCAAACGAGACGGCUUAGCAAUGAGUGUGAUAAACAACACUAUCCAUAAUACUUUAAAGAACAUAACGGAUGAUGCGGAUUCAGCUUAUGAUGCAAUGGAUGCUCUGCAAAAUCAUUUUAGAAGAGGUGGACGCACAGCACAGUUUUCACUUUUCAAUCGUUUGAUGAAUUUACGCUUAGACUUAAAUGAGACCAAAAUGAUAAAUCAUAUGUCUAAGGUUGACUCUCUUGUUUCUGAAAUCGAAUCUACUGGAUUUAUAUGGAACUCAGAAUCAAUACGAGGUUUAUUUUACCAAAUUGUCAUGCCUCCUGAAAUGACUAAAGAAAUCAAUAAGGAGCUAGAUAACAAAUACGACAAGACAACUCCUAAUUACAAAUUGAAAGACAUUAAAUCUGCGAUUCAAAUUACAAUUUCACUCCUCGCUUUACCCCUAAUCGAACUGCACCUAAGAUCGACCCGAUGA
Molecule: messenger RNA, 1242 nt
Organism: Melampsora larici-populina 98AG31
Lineage: Eukaryota; Fungi; Basidiomycota; Pucciniomycetes; Pucciniales; Melampsoraceae
Exons: 2
Coding region: 1-1242 (413 amino acids)
Source: RefSeq, a predicted model, not a curated record